This is a messenger RNA of Annulohypoxylon maeteangense, 5459 nucleotides long. RefSeq lists its product as uncharacterized. The transcript has 2 exons. Gene Ontology annotation, molecular function: protein kinase activity; ATP binding. Gene Ontology annotation, biological process: protein phosphorylation. The record is from RefSeq and is a predicted model, not a curated record. Lineage: Eukaryota; Fungi; Ascomycota; Sordariomycetes; Xylariales; Hypoxylaceae. The coding region runs from base 360 to 5333 and encodes 1657 amino acids.
CGAAUUAAUUCAUCGAUUGUUCCACUCUCCGAUCGAUUAUCUAUUUCAAGAACCAGAUCGGAAGAGGCCGGUAACCUCUCGACCGUUCGACCAUAUCCGCCCGUCUCGGCCGACACUAGACGAUCUUCUCGUAUCGUGAAAGAAGCCCCAUUGUUACAAUCGCCUAUUAUUUCUAUUGCUUAGUCUUGUUGUCGCUCAUCACUUGACUAUCACCUUUGAACCUUCAUUGUCUAAACGAUCUACCGAAUCCUCGAUCAUAACCACACUUGGCGAUCCCGAUACGUACUUGGCUGUUUAUUCGCAGCCGUACGCUCAGUUGAAGCGAUCCAUGCCGUGCUAUUCUGUAUCCUCUAUCCGACAUGUAUUCCAAUACCCAACAGAAUCAGGCGCGGCCGUUUCAGGUGCCACCGCCUCCGCCGAUGUCGCCACCCGUCGCUGGUCAACCCGGGCAACUCAAUACUAUGUUAAAUAUACCACCUCCGCCACCUAGAUACCCGGGUGCCCCUUCAGCAACCGGCGGCGUCGUGCUGCCUCCACCACCGGGUCCUCCGCCAAACAGCGCUUUAGGUCCACAGCCUCCAUGGCAAAACAACUGGGGCCGUACUUACAAUGGGCAACCUAGCUUUGCGAUCCCACCUCCGCCUGCGGGCGGUCCUGUUCCAACGUAUAAUCCGAAACUCCAUUCUCAGGCUUCGAACGGAACUCUCUCCAUUCCUCCACCCCCUCCACCGGCCGAGCUCAUGUCGGGCACGUAUAGAUCUGGGAAUGAUGCGAAUGAAGCGAUGGUAUCCGCGACGUACAUACCAGGAGGUGAUACCUACGGAGAAGGUGUCGGUAUACCUGGUUUCUUCCCGGAUGAUUCGGCAACGCAGUCGACAGGCACAAACCAAAGUUCGUGGCCCUCUAGCCAGACUAGUAGCGUAAAUACCAUGAGCACCAUGAAUAGUAUGACGAUAGACGAUCCCAAUCGUGGGCUACUAUACGCCAAUGCGUUCAACAACCGAAUGUUGUCGACAACCUCGAACUCUACAAAUGUCCACUCCGAAAUACCUCCCGAAUUAGCGGCCAAGUGGCCGUUAGAUCAUGUAUUGUUAUGGCUAGCCGCGAACCACUUCUCCAAAGAAUGGCAAGAGACGUUCAAGAACCUCAACAUUCACGGAGCACAGUUCCUCGAGCUUGGUAGUCAGAAAGGCGGUCGUGGAAAUUUUGGGAUGAUGCAUCAGCUUGUCUAUCCACGAUUAGCGCAGGAGUGUGUCAAUAAUAAUACCACUUGGGAUCAACCCCGAGAAAGAGAAGAGGGGAAGCGGAUGCGCCGUCUCAUUCGAAGUAUAGUCACUGGGAAACCAAUCGACAGCGCGAAAACGUUGCCAUCCCACGCCAGUAAAGAGUCACUUGCCAGUGCUCAUGCACAGAGUGCUGGCACAGACGCAGAGUCUCCCAAUACUCCUAUCAAAUUCAGCUCUAGCAUCAGGGGGUUUUCCCAGUCUCGAUCUACGACGAUGCCAACUCUUAGUAGCACGAUGAGCUCAGACUCCAACCACCGCGCUAUGCUCAAAAAUCUUGAUAUUGAUAGCAGUCGUAAGCUAAGCCCAAGUUUGAGUGAACACGGGGAUGGAAACUACCGAGCUGCGCUGCGAAGUGACAGUCCUGGGUCGAGUCCGAAACUAUCAACCGCAUUUCUACCCCAACCCCAGCCUUCGUCGGGAAGCCUAUCUCCCUCGAGCAGAUUUCAUCACAAAUCCAGAAAUAGUACCGACUCUGUCUCUUCGAACGCAGCGAUAUACGGAUCAGGUGUACCACCGGAAGCCGGUCAGCUUCUCCGAAAUGGCAUGAGUGGGAUCGGGGAUAUGAUCCAUGCUAGUCGCGGCGAUCGACGGUACAAUGUUGAUGGAAAGCAUGCUGAAAAUGACAAUAGGCCUGGUUCUGCAGAACCGUCAUCUGCGAGGGAUAACAAGAGCUUCCUGAGCUUCUUAAAGAAAAAGAAUAGGCAGAAAGACGAUGGCUCAUUUCCCUCGCCCGAUGAUGCAAAUUCCCCUACAAGCCCUAAUAUGCUUAGGCCGCGAUUUGGAACUCCCCCGCCAGAAGCAGUUCAAGACUCGGCCCCGACAUUCAGACGUAAUAAAAAUGGGCCUAGAGUUUUUAUCCUCAUCACAUUGGACAGAUGGAACUAUCGACUUUGCGACGUCACCGAAUGUGAUACAGCCUCCGACUUACGCUCUCACAUCUCCAUGCAUCUAGGACUCUCUGAUCCGAGAGGGUUUGAGAUAUUUUUAACUGAGUUAGGACGCGAUACGCACGAGGAAGCGCUAGAAGAUCAAAGCUUGUGGAUUCAUAAGCGCAACAAGGGCGAUGCUCACGGUACUCUAAAAUUCUUCAUUAAGAUCGGCAAACCCAGCAAUGGCGGUCUCGCCCAUCCAGCGGCACUGUCGCCCGGUUAUCUAGCCCCUGGGUCUAACAUAAACGAGGAUGCUUACGCUCACCUUAAUGGUCGUACCAGGUCAAGCUCAUCACCUCCCACUUCGAGGACCAAUACGAUUUCAGCCGGUUCACCGCCAAAUGACGCCGAACUGGCUGCCAAGGCUAACGAGUAUCGAGCCGAAGUGGAAAAGCAACAGGCAGCUUAUCUUGCUAAACGAAGGCAAGCCCUUAAAGAAUCUUCUCCUCAUGAAAUAUCUCCCCAGACUGGAAUUGUCGGUAGGAAUGUGGACUUUGACCACCCGCGUCUCUCACCAUUUGAGGACAAGAAGCCGGAUAUCCUCUUCCCGCAGAGGAAAGCACCUGCGCCGCCAGUCGUUGAGACCGCUACCCUAAUUAAGGCGAACUCGCUGAGUAAGAAGACAGGCCACAACAUGCGGCCAUCUCAAGGUAGUCUAGAUGGAUUUCCUAGUCCCCGGCGGCCGUCCACCUCGACAGGUGCGGCGAACCAAGGUCCAUACCAGAAUCGACCCGGCGGACCCCCCUCCCCGCCGGCAGGAUCGGCCCUUGGCGCCUUGGUGAAUAUGGGAAGUGCCUGGGGCCGACUAGGUCGACCAUCAACCGCAGUACCCCAACAACGGUCGGUAUCACCCAGGAAUACAUCGGCACCUACGCCUGUACCUGCACCUGCACCCGCAGCGGAAAUAGUGGAACAGAAAGGUAAGGGAGCAAUGGCAAGCGUUGAUUUUGGCGUGACAGCCUCGGGGCGUAGUAGUUCUCGGUCAAGGUCUGGUUCGCCCGGUUCUCUAACAUGGGGCCGCGGUGACAUACCAUUCGUUGUCCCAGACUACUCUCCCGGAGGCACCCCGCUCCAUGGCAACCGGGGCAAACCACAGCUAGAUCCGAUUACUAAAAUGCGUGAAAUAGCACAACGAGCGCCCUCUCCCGGUGAUCUUAGCCCGAGCACGGCACGCCCCGCCCCAGGAGCCCCCGCCGGCCAAGGAAAUCCUACAGGUCCCCCCCGCCGAAAAUCCUACGGGCCCGAUGUGGACUUUACCGAGACAGAUGUGCAGUUUUCCAAGCCAGCAGCGCCUGCUAACCCAGCGAACGAAGAGUCAGGCGACGAUUCGGACGAUGGUUUAUUUGCUAUUCCGAUGAGGGGGAGACAGCCGUCCAAGAAGUCGAUACGUAAACAGCCGAGCCGCAACGAGACAAGUGUACUCGAUAGCGACUCGGAGUCUAGUGAUAGCAAGAGGCCGAACUUGAGGGUUAAGACUUCGAGGUCUAAGAAAGGUCUGUCGGUGACGUUUAAUAAUUCUCCAGGUUCAUCUCAUACACCUGAUCUAGAGGACGACGAUGGAAGUAUCAGGAGCGGACGAGACUCUCACCGCCGCACACCAGGAACCCCGGGUUCGGAUCAAUGGCAGUCUGACGAUAGCAAACUUAAUCGCCGAAAGUCUUUCGUCGAUCGUGGUGUAUGGGCCAACCGUCCACCUCCCGAGGCUUUGCUUAGCAACCUUGAUGCUUUCUUCCCGGAGCUCGAUCUAGAUCAACCUGUGUUAGAUGAGAACGAAUUACCCGUGUCGCCAAUAAACGAGCAGGAGGAGCUCCCAGUUGGAAAUGGUAAAGCACCUGCAUCCUCUAUGAAUAUCGAACCACUUACGCCCGCUACUGGAACUGGUACUACGAGAUCGUCGGUAUACAACGAGAGCGAUACACUCGGAUCGGACGAGUCUACUCUUAAGGCGCUAGAGCGUCCCCCUUCGAUUGCUUCUGUUGCGACACGGAACAUGCAGCGCUCCAGCGGUCUUGGCCGUAUGAAGUCCAUCCGAGAAGUAGCGCGUGGGGCUCAUGAAGCAAACAAGCGAUUUACUACAACCACAGCUAGCGGCGGAGCCGGGGCGUCAUCGAUGAUCCAGCGCCGGAAGAGUACGAAGAUGUUUGGUGCUAAUGUUGUUCAAAUUCGCCCCGAACGUGGGUCGAUGAUUGUACCACAAAUUCCACAGGAUGUUCUUCCGAAGAGGCAAACUACUUUCCGGUGGUUCAAGGGUGAGCUUAUCGGCAAGGGUACAUACGGACGUGUAUACUUGGGUAUGAAUGCCACGACGGGUGAAUUCUUGGCCGUCAAAGAAGUUGAAGUCAAUCCCAAAGCCGCAGCUGGAGAUAAAAAUAAGAUGAAGGAGCUUCUUAAGGCCUUGGAUCAGGAAAUUGACACGAUGCAGAAUCUAGAUCACGUCAAUAUCGUUCAAUAUCUCGGUUGCGAGAGGAAGGAGACAAGCAUCAGCAUCUUCCUGGAGUACAUUUCUGGUGGUAGUAUCGGGUCAUGCUUGCGCAAACAUGGAAAAUUUGAGGAGCCGGUGGUUAGCUCGCUGACUCGACAGACACUCUCGGGUCUAGCAUACCUACACCGCGAAGGUAUCCUACAUCGAGACUUGAAGGCCGACAAUAUUCUACUAGAUGUAGACGGAACGUGCAAGAUUUCGGAUUUUGGUAUCAGCAAGAAGACGGACAAUAUCUACGGCAACGACAAGACCAACUCGAUGCAAGGUUCGGUAUUUUGGAUGGCGCCGGAAGUAAUUCGGUCUCAGGGCGAAGGGUACAGUGCAAAGGUCGACAUCUGGAGUUUGGGGUGCGUCGUCUUAGAGAUGUUCGCGGGCAGGCGACCCUGGAGCAAGGAAGAAGCUGUUGGUGCAAUCUACAAAAUCGCGAACGGAGAGACGCCGCCAAUCACAGACGACGUGCGCGACACCAUUAGCCCCUAUGCUCUGGGGUUCAUGUUGGACUGCUUCACUGUUGACCCUAGAGACCGCCCCACGGCCGAGCGUUUGCUAAGAGCGCACGAAUUCUGCGAACUCGAUACCGAUUACAAUUUCUUCGACACAAACCUUUACGCCAAGAUUAGAGGCACAUUCCAGUAGAAUGCGCACUUAAAACGACGCAUAAAUGAGAUGAUAGAAAAGGCCUACAUAUACCCCAUGUCGCGAUUCGAGUCCCGGCUCGAAGCUGGAUUUUUGGUGUUGUACAGAGAGGUAGAGAAGGCAAGA